Mercurialis annua (annual mercury) is the source of this 2524-nucleotide messenger RNA. RefSeq names its product BTB/POZ domain-containing protein At5g66560. Gene Ontology annotation, molecular function: protein binding. The record is from RefSeq and is a predicted model, not a curated record. Lineage: Eukaryota; Viridiplantae; Streptophyta; Magnoliopsida; Malpighiales; Euphorbiaceae. The transcript has 4 exons. Bases 356 to 2371 code for a protein of 671 amino acids.
AAAGAAGAAAAUAGAAAUUUCUUCUAAAACAAGACUUUAUUUCUUCAUCUUCUAUAGAGAGAAUUAGGCAUAUAAAGAAAGUUAGUUUGAUUUUUUUUGAUUUUGAGUUGGAGUUGUUAAGAUUCUGAUGUAAUACAAAGAAAAGACACUAAAAAAGAAACAUAAUAUACUCUUCAACUUUUUCGAAAUCUGUUUCUAGCUUUAUAUUUGUCUUGUUUUGAGUUUAUAUUUGGAUUCCAUUACUAACAGUUUUUAUGUUCUAAACACUCAUCUUCCUCGUCUCUAUACUCAUCAUGGAUCUGGCUUAACUCUCUACAAAUAUUUUAGAGACAAGAAAAUAUUUUCUUGACCAAGAAUGGCAGCUGAGAAACAGAGUUCCAAAGGGCAAGCAUGGUUUUGUACAACUGGGUUACCAAGUGACAUUGUAAUUGAAGUUGAAGAUAUGACCUUUCAUCUCCAUAAGUUUCCUUUAAUGUCAAAGAGCAGAAAACUUCACGAGCUAAUAGCAGAACAAGAAGCAAACACAGAAAUAAAAGCAAAACAAAACGAAGAACAAGAAAUAGAAGAAUCCGAACCUGAUGAAAUCGAGGAGGUUCACUGCCAUAUUACCCUCCCGGAUUUCCCGGGAGGUUCGGAGACAUUCGAAAUGGCCGCCAAAUUCUGCUACUCCGUGAAAAUAGAGCUCACUUCCUCCACCGUCGCGCCGCUCCGUUGCGCCGGAGAGUUUCUCGAGAUGACGGAAGAGUAUUCGGAAGACAAUCUGAUCUCCAAAACAGAGCGUUUUCUCUCACAAUCUGUACUCAAAAGCCUCAAAGAAUCAAUCAAAGCAUUAAAAUCAUGCGAGAAAGUAAUGUCUCUAGCAGAAACCCUAACCAUUACACAGAGAUGCAUUGAUUCAAUUGCUUCAAGAGCCUCAACUACUGAUCCAGCAGCUCUGUUUGGCUGGCCGGUUAGCGACGGAACAACUGAGAAUAAACCGUCCGCUACUUCAAACCAAGCGUUAUGGAACGGAAUUGAAUCCGCUGUCCGACGGAAAAAAUCUUCCGCUAUAGCCUCCGUCGCCGCCGGUAGAGGCGGCACUAAUGCAGAUUCCUGGCUUGAAUAUCUAUCGCUUUUGAGUUUGCCGUUAUUUAAACGGUUGAUUUUUGCAAUGAAAGAGAGAGAUCUGAGUCCGGAGAUUAUAGAGAGCUGUUUAAUGUACUACGCGAAAAAAUACAUUCCAGGCGUUUCAAGAUUGAAUCGGAAGCCACCGUUACCGUCAUCUUCUUCUUCAACUGUAACGGAGAAUGAACAGAGAGAAGUAUUAGAAACAAUAACUUCAAAUCUUCCGUUAGAGAAAAACAGCACCGCCGGAUCUUCAACGACAACAACUACGGCGACGAGGUUCUUAUUCGGUUUAUUAAGAACGGCAAACAUAUUAAACGCAUCGGAAUCGUGUCGUUUAGCUUUAGAAAGAAAAAUCGGUUUGCAGCUAGAACAUGCUACACUCGACGAUCUGUUAAUCCCUAGCUAUUCGUAUCUUAACGAAACUUUAUAUGAUGUUGAUUGUAUGGAGAGAAUUUUAGGUUAUUUUUUGGACGGAAUUGAAGAGAGAAAUACCGAGGUGGAAGAAGAAGGUGUUGAUCGGAAUGUGCGAACUCCGUCGUUGAUGCUGGUUGGAAAGUUAAUCGACGGUUAUUUAGCUGAGAUUGCUUCUGAUGCAAAUUUAAAACCGGAUAGAUUUUGUAACCUGGCGGUUUCUUUACCGGAGCAAGCUCGGCUUUUCGACGACGGUUUAUACAGAGCUGUUGAUGUUUAUCUUAAAGCGCAUCCAUGGAUAUCAGAGAAUGAGCGGGAAAAGAUCUGCGGAGUAAUGGAUUGCCAAAAGCUUACAUUAGAAGCUUGCACACACGCCGCUCAAAACGAGCGGCUACCGCUACGUGCGGUGGUUCAGGUUUUGUUUUUCGAACAGUUACAGCUGCGACACGCAAUCGCCGGAACUUUAAUAGCCGCCGAAGUAGCUCCGCUGCAGGAUCCAGCAAGACCGUCGGUGUUGAGAAGAGAACAGGAGGAAGUUGACGUGGAGGAAGGAGGAGGAGCAGAGGUGGCGGGAAGUAACACGUGGAGGAGCGCAGUGAGAGAGAAUCAGGUGUUGCGACUAGACAUGGAUAGCAUGAGGACGCGGGUGCAUCAGCUGGAAAGAGAGUGUUCAACGAUGAAGAAAGUAAUUGAGAAGAUUGAUACGGAGAGUGAGAGUACACGUGGCAGUGGAUGGAGAGGGUCAAUAACGAGGAAGUUUGGGUGUAAGUUUAAGAGUCAAGUGUGUGAUUCUCAUGAAUCAACGGCUGUGAAUGUAAGGAAAGGAAAACAACAUCAUCAUCACCAACAAUAGACAUUUUCUAGUACGUAAUCAUUAAUUUGUUUAUCUAGGAAUGGGCGUGUAUGAUUUGUUCUAGCUGGUACAUUGUAGUGUAAUUUAGUUUUGCCACGUAUGAGCUUCGGAAAAGCUGGAAUAAAAAUUGAAAGUGAACUUUUUUUCUUUAAA